AUGAGCGCCACUCCGCCUCCCAACCAGGUCUUCAUAGGGACCUUUAUCCACUCAAAGGCCCUUGAUGAGCUAGAAUACCUGCACCACACCGCUGUCUUUGUCGAAGGGUCGACGGGGACGAUUGUCGCCAUCGAAAGGGAAUGCGACCACACCCGGACGCUGGACGAGACCUUCAACAGGCUAGGAUGGAGCGCCGCCGAGUGCAAGAUCUACGACUCGACGUCGCCCACCAGGAGGAGUAGCAGCAACGGCAGCAGCAAGAUCAGCAGCGCCCAGAACGAGAGCGACGGCUCACUGCCGUCGACAUCGCCGCCCCCGCCGCCCGUCAGGUUCUUCUUCCCGGGCUUCAUAGACACGCACAUCCACGCCUCGCAGUACCCCAACGCGGGCAUCUUCGGCAAGUCGACGCUGCUGGACUGGCUCAACACGUACACGUUCCCCCUCGAGGCGUCGCUGGGCCGCGACCUGCCCAAGGCCCGCCGCGUCUACGCCCGCUGCGUGGCGCGCACCCUCGCCCACGGCACCACGUGCGCGGCCUACUUCGCCACCGUCGACGUGGGCGCCACCAACCUCCUGGCGGACCUGUGCCUGGAAAGGGGCCAGCGCGCGCUCGUGGGGCGUGUCUGCAUGGACGAGCCGAGCACCUGCCCGGCGUGGUACCGCGACGAGGACGCGGCGGAGGGGCUGGCGCGCGCGCGGGAGUGCGUGGACCACGCGAGGAAGGUCGACCCGAAGGGCGAGCUGGUCCGGCCCAUCGUCACGCCGCGGUUCGCGCCUAGCUGCACGGCGGGGAGCAUGGCCGCGCUGGGGAAGCUGGCGCGGGAAGAGGGCCUGGCGGUGCAGACGCACGUCAGCGAGAACAGGGGGGAGAUCGAGCUCGUGGCGUCGCUGUUCCCGGGGGAGACGGCGGGCGGUAGGGGCUACGCGGGCGUGUACGACGCCUUUGGCCUGCUCUCGGACCGCACCAUCCUCGCGCACGCGAUCCACCUCUCCGAGGCGGAGGUGGCGCUCAUCGCGGAGCGGGGGGCCAAGGUCAGCCACUGCCCGUGCAGCAACAGCGCCAUCACGUCGGGCGCGGCGCGGGUGCGGUGGAUGCUGGGGAAGGGGGUUGAUGUCGGGCUCGGGACGGACGUGAGCGGGGGUUACAGCCCCAGCGUGCUGGACGCGGCGAGGCAGGCGGCGCUGGUGUCGCGGCACGUGGCCAUGGGCAGCAGCGACGAGGGGGACAAGCUGAGCGUCGAGGAGGUGCUGCACCUCGCCACGAGGGGCGGCGCGAGGUGCGUCGGGCUCGAGGGGGUCGUCGGCGGGUUCGGGGUCGGGAUGCAGUGGGACGCGCAGCUCGUCGCGCUCGAUGCGGUCGGGGAGGACGGCGGCGGGGGGGAUGGGAAUGUUGAUGUGUUUGGGUGGGAGAGCUGGGAGGAGAUGGUGGCUAAGUGGUUGUUCAACGGGGACGACCGGAACACGGCAAAGGUUUGGGUCAAGGGGAGGUUGGUGCAUGAGAGGAGGGCAUAG
Molecule: messenger RNA, 1512 nt
Organism: Diaporthe citri
Lineage: Eukaryota; Fungi; Ascomycota; Sordariomycetes; Diaporthales; Diaporthaceae
Exons: 1
Coding region: 1-1512 (503 amino acids)
Biological process (GO): guanine metabolic process
Cellular component (GO): cytosol
Molecular function (GO): zinc ion binding; guanine deaminase activity
Source: RefSeq, a predicted model, not a curated record